Molecule: messenger RNA, 2729 nt
Organism: Xiphias gladius (swordfish)
Lineage: Eukaryota; Metazoa; Chordata; Actinopteri; Istiophoriformes; Xiphiidae
Gene: znf281a
Product: zinc finger protein 281a
Exons: 8
Coding region: 244-2676 (810 amino acids)
Biological process (GO): regulation of transcription by RNA polymerase II
Cellular component (GO): nucleus
Molecular function (GO): DNA-binding transcription factor activity, RNA polymerase II-specific; RNA polymerase II cis-regulatory region sequence-specific DNA binding
Source: RefSeq, a predicted model, not a curated record
AGUUUCUCAUAAUCCGUCCCUGUGUAAAAGUAUUUCCUUGACGGGUCCUGCUGCGGGACCCAGAAUCCUCUGCGCCGAGGCAAGAUGGAAGAGCCCAGCAGCUGCGGGAAGACAAUGUUUUGGCUCUAGAUGUUGAGACGGACAGCUGAGGGCGAACUUCUCGAGCCAAAACAGCAGGCCAUGCUCCUGCACCGGAUGAAACUGAUUGCCACCCCAUAGUUUUCCCGCCCACCGGCUUUCACCAUGAACAUCAUUCAAGACAAACUAGGCAAUGAAUUCCUACGCUCCAACGGGGGUAUGGACUCCAAUUUUGGCCCUGGCAUGAUUAUGUUCAGCCACCUCCCGCCGGUGACCAGCUUCACCCGGCUGGCUGCCCACUCCGUCAUGCAGGACCUUCCGCCGCAAGAAAUGAUCCUGAAGAAGGAGCGUGACUCGCCUGACUGCAGCAUGGGCACCCUGGGUGGCAGCCUGGGCUGUGCAGGGGUGGGAGACUAUGUUCACGCCAUGGGUAUAAAGCAGGAGAAGUUGUCAGAGCACGAUUAUCGCCUGCCGCUCUAUCCCGGAGGGCUGGGGAAGAGCACAGAGCUGCUGGAGGUGACAGUUAGUAACAACCAGAGCCUGCUGGUGCAUGACCUCAACAUGGGCAACCUGCCGAGUCAGUUAGGAAAGGAGCCCACUGGGAGAAAAGGUCGAAGGUCAAAUGGUGAUGGACAGGAGGGUAAACCAAGAAAGAAGAGAAGCGAGGCAAAGCAAUCAAUGAUGCUGGAUGCGGAUGGAGGCAGCCUGUCGCCGGGAACCAAGCCUCACAUCUGCGAGCACUGCACUGCGUCAUUCAGAAGCUCCUAUCACCUACGUAGACAUGUCCUCAUUCACACAGGUGAAAGACCCUUCAGAUGCAGUCAGUGCAACAUGAGUUUCAUUCAGAAGUACCUUCUCCAGCGACACGAGAAAAUCCACAGUGGAGAGAAGCCAUUCAGCUGUGACCAGUGUAACAUGCGAUUCAUUCAGAAGUACCACAUGGAAAGGCACAAGAGGACGCACAGCGGAGAGAAGCCGUACAGAUGUGAGACCUGCCAACAGUAUUUUUCUAGGACAGACCGACUGCUUAAGCACAAGCGAACCUGUGGAGAAGCCAUAAAGAAGGGGCUGGAUCCCGGGAUGGUGGACCUGGGUUGUGUCGACAUGGGACAUGGCAGCUAUGGAAUCACUCAGGGAAAUGCUGGGAAUGCUGCGAGAAAGAGGGGGAAGUCCAAAAAUUAUGGAGAGGGAGGGGAGCGCAAAAGGAAGAAGGGGAAUGGAGGAGGGGGUAGGGUACCGCACAUUCAGGGUUCUGUGUCUGGAGGCUACAGCAUCCAUGAAUACUCUAUGGAAAAUCAAACGGUAUCUUCCUCUACCGAGCCAGGACCCAGCAUGCAGCAAAGCCACCAUGGCCGAGCUCCAAAGAUGGCAUUCAAGAAGGCCAAUCGCAAGAGCCUGGAUAAAGCGGGUCUAGGUCAGGCCAAAGCAGGCCCGAUGGAGCAGGGUGUGGGCAUGGAUGGACUUGGCCUCAUGCAGGGUAACGGGGCUAAAGUUGCCACCAGCAGCAACUAUGACGACGCCAUGCAGUUUCUGAAGAAGAGACGCUACCUUCAUGCAGCAAACAAUGCAAACCCAUCAGGGCCUGUGGUGGCUGGAGGAACCAGCAGUGAGUACGACGUCAGCGUUGGUCACUUGUCUUCCCAGCCAUCUGUCAUCCAGGGUGUUGUUUCCAGUGUGAUGGACAGUGAUGCACCUCUUAGUCUCGACAAGUCAGGGAUCCCCGAUGAGGUGCUGCAGAGCCUCCUUGACCACUACACCCAGAAACCCGACGGCUCGCACCACGACGUUCACUUUGACAUCAGUGAUCAGCACGUGGAGCUGAACCCCAGCUCAGCUGACGGUCCCGACAUCAGCCACAGCACCGACACCACCAGCCCGGCUGGAGACAAGACCGUCAUGAUGCACGAGUACUCCCGCUUCCUGCUGCAGGCUUUGGAGCGCACCAGCCACAGCACCAGCUUCCCUCUGGGCCAUGGGCCUUCUGCCUCAGGACCGUUCACUAGUUCCCACCCAGGCAACCCCCUCUACGCUGACAAGAACAUCUACACUACGUCCCCACUGGAGUGCGGGUUCGGCCAGUCGGUGGCCUCGCCUUCGCUGCCCUCCUCUGUGCCAAAGUCUCACUUUGCAAUGCUGACGGGCUCCUCGCCACAGCACAGCUUCCACCUGAGCAGCCUGGAGCCCUCCACACACCAGCAGCUCACCCCAUCUCAGGAGCUCACUGACCAGAUGGAGAAGCAGCACUCCUCAACCCCCCCUUCCUCCUACCAGAUCAGCCCAUCUGACCUGAGCACCCAGAAGGACCAACCGCCGGUCAAGAACGGCACCGCGGUCUACCCUCUGGCCUCCUCGCAGGAUCUGGCCCCUCUGGACUCUUCCAAGCCUUCCUACCAGAUAGAAAACUUUGCCCAGGCCUUUGGCUCCCAGUUCAAGUCAGACGGCCGCGGCUUGUCUUAUGGCACUGACUCUAGCGGGGAGGUGGAUCACAGGAUACGGACGCCUGUGUCUGAAUACUCAGGGUAUAGUAGUUUGUUAUCUGAUGUCAAUGAGCCAGUAAGUACAGGUUCCAAAACUCCAACAAGCCAAAGCUACAGAUGAGAGCCUGAGAGGGAGAGAACACACUGUCGUUGAGGUUGAUGUUCUUAUUUUAA